AUGCGCUGGCACGCGCUGAGCAUCCGCAGAAGCUCAUCCGUGGAGCGUGGCGGGGCCAGGCCCGGGCACUGCAGCCUUGAGCACCCUUCCAGGAGCAUCCCCACCCCGCAGUUCUGCGAGGCUGCAGGAGGGGCCUGGGAUGGGAACCACCUGGGUAACCGGGGCAGCGGAGGCCCCUCCUCCCAGGCUCCUCACUUGGAGCCUAGUUCACACCACGCAUCGGUAAACCCCGAUGCUCAGGGACUCGAGCCCUCUGCGGCUCCCGAGCCCUUCGGUGUCACAGGGCAACGGAGCCUCGCCCAGUAG
This is a messenger RNA of Rangifer tarandus platyrhynchus (Svalbard reindeer), 306 nucleotides long. Lineage: Eukaryota; Metazoa; Chordata; Mammalia; Artiodactyla; Cervidae. The record is from the annotation of a GenBank genome assembly.